Acanthosepion pharaonis is the source of this 1077-nucleotide messenger RNA. The record is from the annotation of a GenBank genome assembly. NCBI's taxonomy places the organism in Eukaryota, Metazoa, Mollusca, Cephalopoda, Sepiida, Sepiidae.
AUGACUAGUAGUCCAGUCUCAUACAGACUUCUCAGAACAGGGGACAGUCUUCCUUCUCUAAUUCUCCCGCAAAUCUCUCGUGACUCUUUCGACGACGGUCUCGUUCUCCGAGUCUCUCUCCCGUCUUUUUGUAGCAUCGCGACCCGUAAUGGUCGCCUGCUGGUGCUCACGCACGUGACGACGAUGUGCCGACCGAUCGCGGUCUCUCCCGUCUCUCUCUCUCUCUCUCUCGUCUGGUCUCUUCCUCUGUUCAUAUCUAUAUUAGUUUGUUCAUAUCUAUCUAUCUAUCUAUCUAUCUAUCUAUCUAUCUAUCUAUCUAUCUCAGUUUGUUCAUAUCUAUCUAUCUAUCUAUCUAUCUAUCUAUCUAUCUAUCUCAACAGAAUAUUGAUAACAACCAGAUAUUUUAGAUAUUAUCGAUUUCGUUUGUAUGAUUAUCUAUCUAUCUAUCUAUUAUCUAUGAUUAUCUAUCUAUCUAUCUAUCUAUCUAUCUCGGUCUGUUCGACUCUAUCAGACAGUAUGUAUGUAUGUAUGUAUGAAUCUAUCUAUCUAUCUAUCUAUCUAUCUAUCUAUCUAUCUAUCUAUCACUGUCUGUUCAAUAUCUAUCAAAUUUUGUUCAUAUCGAGGGCUCUCUCGCUGGAUUCAUAUCUUUUUUCAAUACAGCGAGUCUCUUGGCGUCAUUUUUCUUUCUUUCAAUUCACAACUCACUUGUUGGAUCCGUUAUCUGCUGUCAUGUCUAUUCGUUAUUUUGUUUAUUAUCUAUCUCUAUCUAUUAAUCACUUUGUGCAUUAUCUAUCUAUCUAUCUAUCUAUCUAUCUAUCUAUCUGUUUGUUCAUUAUCUAUAUAUCUAGCAAUCGGUUUAUUCAUUUACUAUCUAUCUAUCUAUCUAUCUAUCUAUCUAUCUAUCAGUUAGUUUAUUAUCUAUCUCUAUCUAUCAAUUACUUUGUUCAUUAUCUAUCUAUCUAUCUAUCUUUUUGUUCAUUAUCUAUAUAUCUAGCAAUCGGCUUGUUCAUUUACUAUCUAUCUAUCUAUCUAUCUAUCUAUCUAUCUAUCUAUCUAUCUCAAUGUAUAGGCGUCUAG